CACGAAAAAGGAAAAAAAACUGCAAAGAGCGAAGAGGAAUUUGAAGAAGGCGCGACGAGGAAGGAGGUGGCAUUCUACGUAAUUAGGUUGAAAUCGGCGCCUGAUUAGAUCAAGGAAUUAGGGUUUUCGAGAUUUUGGAGGGGACUUGCAAUGAGCGACGCGUACUGUUCGGAUUGUAAGAGGCAGACGGAGGUGGUGUUCGACCACUCCGCCGGCGACACCGUGUGCUCGGAGUGUGGGCUUGUGCUUGAAUCGCACGCUAUCGAUGAGACCUCGGAGUGGAGAACUUUCGCGAACGAGUCCGGAGACAACGACCCAGUUCGUGUCGGUGGACCGACCAACCCUCUUCUCGCCGACGGCGGACUCACUACCGUCAUCUCCAAGCCCAAUGGCUCCUCCGGCGAUUUCCUUUCCUCUUCUCUUGGUCGGUAUCAGAACCGUGGCUCCAACCCUGAUCGCGGUCUCAUUGUCGCCUUCAAGACCAUCGCCACCAUGGCUGACAGGUUGGGCCUUGUUGCGACCAUCAAGGAUCGGGCAAAUGAGAUAUAUAAGAGGGUGGAGGAUCAAAAGUCUAGCAGAGGAAGAAAUCAGGACGCUCUUUUGGCUGCCUGUCUGUAUAUUGCUUGUCGGCAAGAGGACAAGCCACGGACUGUGAAGGAAAUCUGUUCUGUUGCUAAUGGAGCCUCGAAGAAGGAAAUCGGCCGGGCAAAAGAGUACAUAGUCAAAACAUUGGGUUUGGAAACGGGCCAGUCCGUGGAAAUGGGGACUAUACAUGCUGGGGACUUUAUGAGGCGGUUUUGCUCCAAUCUUGGCAUGACCAACCAAACCAUGAAAGCGGCCCAGGAAUCUGUGCAGAAGUCAGAAGAGUUCGAUAUAAGGAGGAGCCCUAUAUCAAUUGCAGCUGCUGUCAUUUACAUCAUCACACAGCUCUCAGAUGACAAGAAGCCUCUUCGAGAUAUAUCAGUGGCGACGGGAGUUGCUGAAGGAACUAUAAGGAAUUCGUACAAGGAUUUGUACCCUCACCUUCCCAAGAUAAUACCCGCCUGGUACGCCAAAGAGGAAGAUCUCAAGAAUUUGCAGAGUCCUUGAGUGUUUUCUCUCUUCUUUUUCGGUGUUAGUUUGAGCUUUGAACUUGAAUUUGUCCGCCGUCAUUGGAGUGACCAUGUUAUUCAUGUGUCGAGAAGUGAUUUCGGCCGAUGGAUGGAACUUUCUUUGUAAAUUUAAAUCGUUUACACGGUGCCAAAAACUUGUCUGAUGCCAAAAACUUGUUGAGAUGGUAUUGAUCCUCCAGUUGUCGCCAAGGUUCA
This is a messenger RNA of Tarenaya hassleriana, 1307 nucleotides long. Its product is annotated as transcription initiation factor IIB-2. The record is from RefSeq and is a predicted model, not a curated record. Gene Ontology annotation, biological process: DNA-templated transcription initiation; transcription preinitiation complex assembly. NCBI's taxonomy places the organism in Eukaryota, Viridiplantae, Streptophyta, Magnoliopsida, Brassicales, Cleomaceae. Bases 151 to 1089 code for a protein of 312 amino acids. Gene Ontology annotation, molecular function: TBP-class protein binding. The transcript has 7 exons. Gene Ontology annotation, cellular component: nucleus; transcription preinitiation complex.